CGACAUUCCGUCAGCACGCGUCCACUCAAUAGAACGCGUCCAACCACAGCACGCGCCCCUUUCCCCACCAUGGCACGCGCAACCCGCUCCACCACAAACCAGCAGGAAAAGGACAAGCUCCCGACUACCCGCCCAACAAAGCAGACAAACAAAAAGCGCAAACGCACCUCGCUCCCCACAGACGAGGAUCAGCCAGCCUCGAAGCAGCCCAAGAGCGAGAACGGCAUCAAGUCCGAACAAGCCCAGGACCCAGAGGAACCCACACCAGCACCGGAACCCGAGUCGGACCAGAAACCUGCUUUAUCAUCCAUCUCCUUUGCUGGCGAUGACCCGAUUGACCCCCUCGACGCCCAAAAGAUUCUCGACGUCCUCGAAUCCCUCGAUGACCAAGGGUUGCUCGACCGAGUCUUUCCCUUGCCGUCCUUCGAUCUUUCCGAACCAUCCACAUCCACAUCACAGGCAGGCACCUGCUCACUACGCACCCUGCUGCGCGAGUCCUCUCAGCAUCCCCUCAAAGUCUUGCACGCUGCCAUAUCGAGUCUCCUUCCCGAGUCCCACCAGCCUCGCUCUCAACCCUCGAAACAACUUCGCUUCUGCACGCUAGCCUUGUCCCUUCUCGACCAGGCCUCUUUCCGUGCGCUGCCCACCAACAUCGACAUUGAUGUCAUCCUCGGCGACGCCGUCCAGGAGAACGCCGAAGAGCCCGUCCAGGCGCUCGCCACCCGCACCCCCAUCCCGGGCCAGAAGCGCAAGUAUGCCCUCAUGCAGCGCCUUCCCACCGGGAACUGGUGGACCUCUCUCAGCUCCGACUUCGCUCCCGACACAGAGAACAUAAAAAAGAUACAAACGAUGAACGCCGAGCUAGUAGCCAUCCUUCCGACGGCUUCGAGCGAUAUCCUGAAGCCCGAGCCAGUAUCGGGUCUGCGUGCCUCGGACGCGAGUAUACCUACGACGCUGGGCACGUAUGUCCCCAAGAAGCCGCCAGGACUACGCUCAAAGCUCCCUGGUCCGAGAAUGCUCAGUCGGGGGUCAUUCUUGGAUUACGGCCCCUUUUCCAGCUUCGCACCGUCGUUCGACCAGGACGGUGUUGAGAUCGGCCAGACUGCGUACGGCGAAGUGCUCUGGGAUAGACUUACGUCGGAAACUAAGUUCAAGCAUCUGGAGUAUGUCCACGAAGACGUCCAGGAUAUGGCGGUGGACCAGGAGGUAUCGAGUGCAGAGACAUCAGACACCGUUAUCGAUCCUGCAUUGCUUGGGGAUGCUUCUCAGAAAGUGGAGGAGUUGGACGGCAUCCUGACACAAGACCAAAUUAAGUCACUAAAGGUGAUGCUGAACGAUUUGGACCUCGAACAGUCUGUGCAAGACCUACUGGACAAGAAUAGCAGAGCUUUGAGACGGCUAGAACAGCUUCAGGUGGAGCGCCUGAAGGAAGGGAACCCUCAGGUGCAGGAAGGGUCAGAAGAAUGGGAUAUAGCCCAGGGAAUCUUUGAAUCGCUCGUUGUUUUGACCUCCCUCCGACCGCGUGCUGUAACAACUGAGGAACCUCCCCUGAUACCACCCGCAUCCACGCUCCACAAGCUCCAACGUACCCUCCCCAGCAUGCCUGCCCAAGGAUGGUACGGCUCAUUACCAGCAGGACGCGCCAGCGCCCUGCGCGACGACUCGACACUCUACAUCAAGUCCGACGCCACAGUCGUCCAACCCACACCAAUCACCGUGCCAUCCCAGACCAGCGCUACCCCCACUCCAACGAGCGCGACACCAAGCUACGCCUAUUCAUACUCCAACUACGCGACGCCCUACCGGCAGCAGGCCGCGUACCCCUACAAGCCCGGCCAAAACGCAGCGGCGUACUACCCGAACCAGCAAUACGGCGCCGCAGCGCAGGGCCAGGGCGCAGCCGCCCAACCGUACUACGCCAACCAGCAGCAGUACAACCCGGCGCAGGGGCAGCACCAGCAGUACGGCUACUCUUCCUGGUACCAGUUCCAGCCGCAACCCGCACCUGGUGCUGUCGCAACGACGGCGGCGGCGGCGGCGGCGAAGGGCACAACCUCGGGGCGCGGUACACCACAACCCGGCACACCGCAACCAGGCGGCGCGCUGCCGACGAGUUAUGCCGGGUUCUUCAACGCGGCGGCGGCAGCACAAGCAGGCCAGCAGCAACAGCAACAACAACAACGCGCGGUCGCAAACACCGUCCUGAACACGACGGCAGGCGCCAAGGCGUAUCAGCCGUGGAGCGCGGGCGGGAACGCGCAGGGAUACGCGGCGCCGACGAUUCCUUCGCACCUGCGAAACUUCAGCACCGCACCGCAGACGCCUCAGACGCCGGGAGCCCCAUACGGCGGGUACACGAACGGGUUCCACCAGCCGUACCAGGUGGUGACGCCGCAGACGCAGAGCUCAUGA
Messenger RNA from Coniophora puteana RWD-64-598 SS2, 2412 nucleotides. RefSeq lists its product as uncharacterized. Bases 70 to 2412 code for a protein of 780 amino acids. The transcript is spliced from 4 exons. The record is from RefSeq and is a predicted model, not a curated record. Lineage: Eukaryota; Fungi; Basidiomycota; Agaricomycetes; Boletales; Coniophoraceae.